UGUGUGUGUGUGUGUGUGUGUGUGUGUGUGUGUGUGUGUGUGUGUGUGUGUAGACGGCAGCGCAGCCGAAAAACACUCAACAUCUCUAAAGAACGAGAAGAAGAAAUCAGAAAGAUUCUGCGAGCAAACCUGCAGAAGACACGACAAAGAUUGCGCUCAUACAGCCGUCACACACUGAUGCCCGACGCCGAGGACGACUGGAGCGAGACACGUCUUAAGAAGCAGCGCGAGGAGAUGGAGAGACGGAUGAGCCACUUUCUGACGGUUCCUGCUCCUCCGGUGAGAAAGCUGGAGUCAGGAGAGCGUCUCAGAUCCGGCUCCUUCUUCUUCUCUGAGCGUGUCAGUGCUGGAGAUGAGAGCAUCAGACGUAAGCCCAGCGUGGUCAAGUUCUCUCUGGAGGAGAAGAAGCCUCAUCGAGGUCCAGAGCAUCUUCUGGAGGAGGACGAGGAGCUUAUCCAUCACAGACCCUGAACAUGUCUGUGUGUGAGAGACUCCUGAGCGUUAUGUAUUGUAGAUGAAGAAGCUCAAUUGUAGGAGAGUUUUUAUUGAGACAAUCAGAAGAGCAUCCAAAGUCUUGUGCUGUCAUUUAUUUACACUACUGUUCACCAGUUGGGGGCAGAGUUUUUAUAUUUAUACUGAAAUAAAAUUAAUUUCUUCAUAAAUGAUACAUUAAAUUCGACAUGUGAGCACUGUUACAGUAGAUUUCUAUUUCAAAUAAAUGCCGUUCUGUUGAACUUUCUAUUCAUCUGUGAAUCCUGACAAAUAAAAGUUUUCAGUUUUCAGUAAA
Molecule: messenger RNA, 787 nt
Organism: Puntigrus tetrazona (Sumatra barb)
Lineage: Eukaryota; Metazoa; Chordata; Actinopteri; Cypriniformes; Cyprinidae
Product: Na(+)/H(+) exchanger beta-like
Exons: 3
Coding region: 178-471 (97 amino acids)
Source: RefSeq, a predicted model, not a curated record